Planococcus citri (citrus mealybug) is the source of this 1695-nucleotide messenger RNA. Its product is annotated as telomere zinc finger-associated protein. The record is from RefSeq and is a predicted model, not a curated record. Bases 219 to 1307 code for a protein of 362 amino acids. Gene Ontology annotation, biological process: regulation of transcription by RNA polymerase II. NCBI's taxonomy places the organism in Eukaryota, Metazoa, Arthropoda, Insecta, Hemiptera, Pseudococcidae. Gene Ontology annotation, molecular function: DNA-binding transcription factor activity, RNA polymerase II-specific; protein binding; RNA polymerase II cis-regulatory region sequence-specific DNA binding. The transcript is spliced from 2 exons.
UGUUCAACCUGAGAGCAGAAGAAUGAAAAGUGCAGUUCUGCAGUUAUAAUUUAUCCAGUGACCACCUUUUACAACGUAAUCACAUUGUUUUUCGAAUUUUCGCGAUUUUUCCCCUUUUUUCGGUGUAGAUUAAAUUGAAUUUUAUUCGCACUGUUAGCUUGUCAUGAUUUUUACUGAAACGAAAGAAAAAUAAUUUUCGUAUAACAGCUCGAUCGAAAAUGCUCAACUCGAUGUACUACCAUUGGACAAAACGUCACCACGAAUCGACCGAAAACGCCACCAAUCUGCAACCGGAUAUCGCUCUAAUCGUAGGAAACGUUCACAACGCGGUGAAAUUUUUCGCUCAUAAAUUCAUCCUGUCCAAUCACAGCGGCUACUUCAAAACGCUCCUAGCCACGUACAAAGGCUACGAAGUACACAUAUCCAACAUUAACGCUCAAACGUUCGCUUAUCUGCUCACCUUUAUGUACACCGGUCAUCUAGACCUGAACGCUCUCAAUGUUUACGAACUUUUUCUCGCCAGCAAUCUGCUACAUAUCACCGAAGCUCUCGCUCUGUGUCGACAAUUCAUCGCCGAAUCGCAACAACAACAACUAUCAUCAUCCAGUAAAUCCAUCGUCAAACCAAUACCUCGUAAAAAGAUCUUUGUUCCGAACACCAGUCCGCCUUUCGACGGAAUCCAAACGUUGAAAUAUCAACCUUUACGUACGUCCAACGAUCUCUCGCCGUCCAUCUUUAAACCGGUAGGAAAUCUAAUAAAAUCCGACUUCGCCGAAGAUGAUACGAAUCGUAAUCGAACAACCGUAGUCGACGAAAACGUAACGAAAUCGCCUUCGAUCAACGAGGACGUCGAAAAUCCGCCGCCGAAUCAUUCGAAAAAAUCCAACACUCCGCCUAACGUAAUUUUGGACAUUGCCUGUUGCGACGGACCGAUUAAAUUUCGUAAAGUUAUCAACAAAUACUACGAUCCUAAUAAAGCAAUCACCAACGGUUGUUCUUCCAAAGAUCAAACUAAUACGACGCAAAUCAACGUCGCCUGUCAAGGAUGCAAACACGUGUUUAAAAAUUAUCACAAAUUUAAAAAAAACAACACCGCUGGGAGCAGCAACGGAGGUGCAAAUGCAAUUACAACGUCACAGAGUACCAAACCAACGAAUUCGGCAGAGUUGAAGAGUAAGAAGAAAACCGAAACUAGUAAUUUGCAAUGUUACACCUGUAAAACUUGCGGAUCGAAGUUCCCUAGUUAUUAUUUCGUUCAUAAACAUCGAAAGCUGCAUCAUUCGGAGACACGAGAUAACUCUGAUUAGACAGUGAUUUGCGUUACGUAAAUUAAUCGAAGAUAUUUUAAUCGUAUUUAAAUAUAGAAAUUUUAAAAAAAAAAACGAUUAGUUUAUUUCUUUUAUCGAAGAAUUUUUCAAGAGGUAGUAAAAUUUGACGGGCAUUUCCAAAAAAUUGGACAGCAAAUGGAAAAAAAAACAAAACAUAACGGAUUAGUUUUCUCAAAAACGAAAAUUUGAUAUUUUUAAAAAUCGAGUGUUAAAAAUUGAUUCCAGACCUAAUAUUGAUCAAUUUUUCGAUUCCAGCAGAAUUGGAAUUUUUCUCCAAUUUCUUCAUGUGUGAGGGAAGGGGGAGGACAUAGAAAAAAAUGUAGAUAAAAAAUUCGUUAUUUUCCUAAUUGAGCAGUCUCAAAGAAUA